CCAUAAUUUUUAUGGUCUCCAAGGUAGACCACAAUGCCUCGGUUUCUUGUUGGACGCCGAAGGAAAGCGGUGGACCACGUGAUUCCGUACCCAAACAUGGCGGCGAAAGAGCGUAGAGAUCAAACUAUUAACGCGAAAUUAUGUAUCGGAAAUUAUUUGCUUGGAACAACUUUAGGUGUUGGAACGUUUGGGAAAGUGAAAUUGGCAGUUCAUCAGCUGACAGGCCACAAAGUAGCUGUGAAAAUCCUGAACAGACAGAAGAUCAAGAAUCUUGAUGUGGUUGGCAAAAUAAGAAGGGAGAUUCAAAACUUAAAACUCUUUAGACAUCCUCAUAUCAUUAAACUAUAUCAAGUUAUCAGUACUCCAUCUGAUAUAUUUAUGGUAAUGGAAUAUGUGUCUGGAGGAGAACUGUUUGACUACAUCCUUAAACAUGGAAAGCUUCAAGAAAAAGAGGCUCGCAGAUUUUUCCAACAAAUUAUCUCAGGAGUGGAUUACUGCCAUAGACACAUGGUAGUCCACAGGGACCUUAAACCUGAGAAUCUCCUUCUGGAUGCCCAAGCAAAUGUAAAAAUAGCAGACUUUGGAUUAUCCAACAUGAUGACAGAUGGUGAAUUCCUGCGAACAAGUUGUGGAUCACCAAAUUAUGCAGCCCCUGAAGUUAUAUCUGGAAAACUUUAUGCAGGUCCAGAGGUGGAUAUAUGGAGCUGUGGGGUGAUUCUUUAUGCCCUUUUAUGUGGAAGUCUUCCCUUUGAUGAUGAACAUAUACCAACCCUAUUCAAGAAAAUAAAAGGAGGUGUAUUUUAUAUACCAUCGCAUCUGUCAUCAGAGACAAGCAGUCUGGUAUCAUCAAUGUUACGCGUUGAUCCCAUGAAGAGAGCAACAAUGCAGCAAAUAAAGAAUCAUGACUGGUUCAAGAAGGAUCUACCAGUUUAUCUCUUCCCAUCAUCUUGCUUAGAAAGUGAUAUGGUAGACCAGGAGUGCUUAGCAUUAGUGUGUGAGAAACUAAACUGCAGUGAAAGUGAUGUGCGAUGGGCAAUAAAAAAUGGAGAUCCUCAUGACCAACUGAAGAUUGCUUAUCAUCUGAUACUUGACAACAAGAGAAUGAAAAUGUUGGCAGCUCAGGGAGAGAGCAAUGUGAAGGACUUCUACUCUUCUGUUUCACCUCCUAUCUCCUCCUUUCUUAUUAAAGAACCAGCAUCACCUGUGCAAAAGGCUGUGUCUUCAAAUGAAAGUUUUCCAAAUACAGCCAUGACUAAAGCAAGAUCCAAUUCUAACCCAACAACACCCUCCAAAAAAAUACCAUACCUGAGGCUAGCACUUGGAAAGCGACCUAAAUGGCAUUUGGGCAUUCGAUCACAGAGCAAGCCAAAUGAUAUUAUGGGUGAAGUUUACCGCGCAAUGAUGUCUUUAGGUUAUGAAUGGAAAAUAAUAAACCCCUUUAAUUUGAGAGUGCUUAGAAGAAACAGGAUAACUGGAAAAUUUACCAAGAUCGCCGUUCAGUUGUACCAGGUCGAUCAUAAAAGUUACCUCCUGGACUUCAAAAGUCUUCCCACCCCGGAAAUCCCUCCAGAACACACGGAAGGAACUCUAUCGGGAAAGUCAUCCAGAAAAUCGUCUGCAAACUCGUCGUUCAACAGUCUGAAAGACUCUGAUAGUUUCACGAGCCCCACUGGCUCACAUCACACGAUGGAAUUCAUGGAAAUGUGUGCAAGUCUCAUCAUCGCUUUGGCCUGCUAACGAAGUUACAAAUUGUUGAAAGGUGGAGCAUUGUGGGUAAAGUGAUGAGGUGAUCGCAAAGUUUCGGAACUUCGAUCGAAUAAGAAGACUUUCUUGAAUUCGGAGGUUUCAUUUCUCGUCUCCGGCUCGACUUCCAAGUGCGUUAAGUUUGUAGGACUUUGUGUUUGUCGCAUGAGCCAGCCGAGUCCAGUACAGUUCUGACUGGCUUGUUUUCCCGUGCGAAAAGUGGAAUGUCAAUCAAUCAAAAGUGGCAGAUCUGACCAACUUCGUGAUCAGAUCUGACACUUUCGUGCUUAGUCUUGACGUGAAAAGAAGGUACCAUACAAAUGAAAAUCGCCCUAAAUGCAUACAGGUUUUCAUUGACACAAGAUUAAAUUGGAAAAAGACGUUAAGAAAUAUUAGUUCUCGGUUGGAAUAUUUAUAAGGACCUUUACCUUGUUGAGACAUAUGAACUGUAUUGAUAAAUGUUCAGUAUUGGGUAUUUUUUUAAAAAAUAGAUAAAAAAAGAAAAAGAGGGACAUUAUUGGCGGUGUACUGGCUACUAUCAAGACAAAUAACAGAAUGCUACUUACUUGCUUGAAAACUUCUACAUGGAUCAAACGUUAUUGUUUAUCCAUUCUGAUAGCGAAGACUUUGGUUUGAACUCUCUUUGGGAAGGUGCAUUGUGCUCCUUUGGUAUAAAUGUUUUUUCGCUUGUUCAAAAUGAUUGGACAUAAGGCAAUGAAAAUAAAAUUCAUUGGCCUUGGGGCACUAACCUUACAGAAGCUUUGGUAGAGUAGUGAGAUUGUCGAAGUAAAUCUUCAAAGUACAUUGAUAUUUCUGAAUUCCACAUCAUGUCAUCGUCGUUAUUUGUAACAUUUAUUUCCGGCAGUGAAAAUAUCAUUAUUUUCAGUUUCUUUUUUAAAAAAGAAAAAAAAAUUGUUAACAGGAGUUUUGGGAAAAAAAAUGAAGGAAAAAAGUAAGGAAAUAUGACUUUUAUUUUCGUUGUGAACAUUUAGUGCUUUUUGCUCUUAUUGUAGAUACAUAUAGUUGUUAUCAAUUCAUAACCAUGCGAGAUUUAAUGUAUGAGAGAUUCCAACUUACGGACCAAAAUUAAAAAAAAAAACGUUUCAUUAACUAGUUGAGAUGCCCUUGCAGUAAGUGGACUGAUGAUGUGGGAUAAUAUUUACUUUGUAACCGAGGUAACAGUGACAGGCGAACAUAUAUGGGAAAUCCUAUUAACUGGUUGACUAAGUUUACGAGUCAAAAACUAGCUGUCGGAGCAAGUUGGAAUUGAGUGUCAUUUAAUUUUCGUUGCCCCUUAAUUGAUGCAGAAAACCAUUGGUACUUUCUCAGCCAAUGAAGCUCGCGCUUUCUUGGUCUUGAACAAGUUUGCACGGGUUUACUUUGGGUUCUCAGUGUCUCCUUGUGGUGUAUUUUUUUCGGUGUCGUAAUUGGCAUUUUGUUUACUUUGGUCUUAAUUUAUCAACACUCAAUUGAAAUUCGCUCAUAUAUGGCUUCUUAUAAUUGACACAAAAAACUGGGUCAUUUCAUUUUGUAAACACGUUUCGGUGAUUACUGAGUAUUGGUAAUCAAAUUUGCAAGUGGCGUUGUCGUAAAUUAUUUCGUAAUUUGUCCUACUUAGUAAGGGCUGGUCCAAGCUUACUGAGUUAAAGGAGGUAGAGAAAUAUUAUAAAGCGUUUUAAUGUUAUUUAAGAUAUGUAAGUUUUGAAUCGUCUCGAUACCUUGGGCCGAGGCGAGUUAAUUUGUUUCGCGAGGUGAAUUACCCGGAAAUAUUAUUUGAAGAAAGAGACGGGUUUGAAUAAAACUGUAAUAGAUAA
Molecule: messenger RNA, 3557 nt
Organism: Pocillopora damicornis (cauliflower coral)
Lineage: Eukaryota; Metazoa; Cnidaria; Anthozoa; Scleractinia; Pocilloporidae
Product: 5'-AMP-activated protein kinase catalytic subunit alpha-2
Biological process (GO): intracellular signal transduction; protein phosphorylation
Cellular component (GO): cytoplasm
Molecular function (GO): ATP binding; protein serine/threonine kinase activity
Source: RefSeq, a predicted model, not a curated record